GGAAGAGAAAAGGAAAUCAUAGUAAUGGGCUCUGAAUAAGCCCAACUGCCAGCUGUUGCUGGAUGAUGAACAGGCCGCAGAGGCGGCUAACUUGUGAGUUAUGGCGGCGGCCGUCUGACGCUGCGGGCUGGAUGAGGGUCAGGAGGCAGCGUAACGUGGCAUCAAUCAACCUCCGCUGCACAGAGGAGGCCUGCUGAGUCAGGGGAGAAUUCCCAGGGCCCACGCAGCAGGGGGAAGAGGCGGAUUAAAUGCCGGCUGUCUACAGCGUUUGGGCUGACGCCGGGACAAAGGAGCUCUUGGACCAACCUCUCAAUCCGUACAAAGGCUCGGAAGCCCAGGAUGGCUACUUCUCCCACCGCCCCAAAGAGAAAAUGCGAACCGACAGCAAUAAUGAAAACUCCGUUCCGAAGGACUUUGAAAAUAUCGACAAUAGCAACUUUGUGCCCCGGACGCAGAGGCAACGGCACGAGCCAGAGCUGGUGAAAAGGCCCCUUAGCAAACAGAAAGAGCAUUUGAGGAGAAAACUGGAACAGGAGGAGAAAGUGAAGGAGAAUUCUCUCCUGGGCAAGAACUUGAACGAAGCGCUGCCGUAUGGCAAAGAGGCCCCAAAGAACAGCAGCAACUUCAAGGAUAUUCACAGAGCUCCCAAGCAGCAGCAUUCCAAAAAGGGCGGGAACGGCUCACCUGAAAUCCAAUACGAGCAGCCGCCAAAAUGCGAGAUUUCGGGCAAGGAGGCGAUAUCGGCGUUGUCCAGAGCCAAGUCCAAGCAGUGCCGGCAGGAGAUCGCCGAGAUGUACUGUCAGCACAAGCAGGCGAAGCUUAUGCCGGAGCAGGUGACACGUUUCUGUCCUCUGGAAGGAAAAGCCAGCAACAGUGUGCAGUGGGACGAGGACUCCGUAGAGUACAUGGCGGCCAACCCUGUCAGGAUUGCUUUUGUCUUGGUUGUUCAUGGCAGAGCUUCUCGGCAGCUGCAGCGCAUGUUUAAGGCUAUUUACCAUAAAGACCAUUUUUAUUACAUUCAUGUCGACAAGCGAUCCAGUUACUUACACCGGCAAGUUCUCCAGUGUGCCAGCCAGUACCCGAACGUGAGAGUCACCUCUUGGCGCAUGGCGACUAUCUGGGGAGGAGCGAGCCUUCUGUCCACCUACCUGCAAAGCAUGCGCGAUUUAAUGGAAAUGAAGGAUUGGCCGUGGGAUUUCUUCAUCAACCUCAGUGCGGCUGACUAUCCAAUCAGGACCAACGAGCAGCUUGUCGCCUUCUUGUCCAGAUACCGUGAUAUGAACUUCUUGAAGUCACACGGAAGGGACAACGCCAGGUUUAUUAGAAAACAAGGUUUGGAUCGGCUGUUCCUGGAAUGCGACAUGCAUAUGUGGCGUCUGGGAGACCGGAAAAUUCCUGAAGGGAUCACGGUCGACGGGGGUUCGGACUGGUUCCUCCUGAACAGGAAGUUUGUGGAGUAUGUCACGUUUUCUAGCGACGACCUAGUGACGAAGAUGAAGAGGUUCUAUUCGUACACGUUGCUUCCAGCGGAGUCCUUCUUCCACACCGUCCUGGAAAACAGCCCUCACUGCAACUCCAUGGUGGACAACAAUCUGCGUAUCACCAACUGGAACCGUAAGCUGGGCUGCAAAUGCCAGUACAAGAACAUCGUCGACUGGUGCGGCUGUUCUCCCAAUGACUUCAAGCCUGCGGAUUUCCACCGCUUCCAGCAAACCACCAGGCCGACCUUCUUCGCACGCAAAUUUGAAGCUGUGGUGAAUCAAGAAAUUAUCGGCCAACUGGACUAUUAUUUAUAUGGCAACUAUCCGUCCGGCACACCGGGCCUUCGGUCAUACUGGGAGAACGUGUACGACGAACCAGACGGCAUCCACAGCAUCAGCGACAUCGCGCUGACCAUGUACCAUUCAUUUUCCCGCUUGGGUCUGCGGAGAGCGGAGGCCUCUUUCCACGCCGACAGAGACAACAGCUGCCGGUACUACCCAAUGGGCCACCCAGUUUCAGUCCACCUCUACUUCCUGGCUGACCAUUUUCAGGGCCUCCUCGUGAAGCACCACGCUACCAAUUUAGGCGCCAGCAAACUGGAAACCUUAGAAACAUGGGUGAUGCCCAAGAAGGUCUUUAAGGUCGCCAGCCCCCCGAGUGAUUUCGGCAGGCUGCAGUACUCAGAGAUUGGAACUGAAUGGGAUGCCAAAGAGAGGAUAUUUCGGAACUUUGGUGGACUUAUGGGGCCCAUGGAUGAACCCAUCGGCAUGCAGAAGUGGGGAAAAGGUCCGAACGUCACCGUCACCAUCAUCUGGGUGGACCCCGUAAAUGUCAUUGCCGCUACCUAUGACAUUCUCAUAGAAUCCAGCGCUGAGUUUACUCACUACAAGCCACCUUUGAAUUUGCCCCUCCGGGCUGGAGUCUGGACGGUGAAAAUCUUGCAUCACUGGGUACCCGUCGCUGAAACCAAAUUCUUGGUGUCUCCGGUGACGUUUUCCAACAAGCAGCCCAUCAGACAAGAUGAAACCCUGAAGUUACACGGCGGACCCCCAAAUAACGCCUACAUGGAGCAGAGCUUCCAAAGCCUGAACCCCGUUCUAAGCAUUCCCCUCAAUGCCGCCCACGUGGAGCAGGCGAAGAAGAACGCCGCCCUCAUUGGCUCCAAGCUGGAGAACUGGGUGGACAGCUUGGUGGGCAGUGUGUGGUCGGCGGUGGACAUUUGUAGCACGGGGCCCACGUCGUGUCCGGUCAUGCAGGCUUGUAGCCAGACUUCGUGGAGUUCACUGAGUCCCGACCCGAAGUCUGAGCUGGGCCCCGUCAAACCCGACGGGCGGUUGAGGUAGCAUCUGGUGACGCCUGAAAGGUUGAAACACUUAAAAGGGAAUUUAACUUUGCGCUCUCGUGACUCGGGAUACAUUUGCACUUGAGAAAUAUUUCAGCCGGCUGUAAAGCAGACACGUUUUCUCAAAGGAAACUUCGCUUUCACGGGGAUGCUGAGAAUUCCAAAAAUGCCAGAAAUUUCUUCAUAGGGUUAUUGGAGAUCAAGAUCGGGCAGAGAAGGCUAGUGCCGUUAAAAUAUAUGUUUAACCUUCUACACCCAGGUCUCUGGUUUCAAAACUCAAUCCUGAGCCUUUUUUGUAAAAAGGAAGGUGUUUCAGAACUGAAUGGCGAUACGGUUGCUAAACGAGGGGUCCGUUUUCCUCCUGCACCCCGGUGCCUUGAAUUGUAAAUUCUUCAGAGGCCUGAUCCUAAAAUACGUGUGUGUGAUCAUCACUCGUAGGUAACCUUGAAAAUGCAUGAGUAGGAAUGAGUUAAUGCCCGGUAUUAAAAGCUGCUGUAGCAAGUGGGAGAGUCGUGCAUUUCUGCAUCAGAUCUUUUGACUCUCCAACAGGCUUCGAUGCCAGUAAUACUUGGACAUUGCAAAUUGCUGGGAUCCGAAGCGGAAGCACGUAGCUUCUGUUAACGUUCACAUGGCAUUGUAAAACCAGCUUUCAUUUCCAGUUGAGGCUUUUUUUGCCUAAGUCGUGAGAUUUUCCCCACUUCCUCCUAUUCAGUUCCCAUCCCGCAAGCCUCGACGGCGUUGAAAACUUUUUACGGGCUCAACGAUAAAACGGCUAGUUAAUUGCGUCAAAUGAAACCUCCUCUCUUCCCCAUUUUGUGCCCGUAUCUAACUCUCGUGCCUACUAAUCAGAGUUAAGCCCAGGGCGUUGGAAGGGCAAAUGGAUCCUCGGGUCACGACCGAGCGAGGAGCAAAGGCUGAAUUCCCUUUUAAAAGAUGGCUGCCGUCCGGUUGAAUGUACGAGAUCCUGAGAGCUUGCUGUUUUUCCUCACUUCUAGUAUUUGGUUUGAAGCUACUACCGUUUGCUUUGGACUUCUGAAAUCGCAAUGUCAGCUGUGCUGGCGCGGAGGCGGAGCAUUCCAAGGUUGGCUGGAGCAAAGAGGCUGCUUAGGGAGGGGAGAGUUUAGGUAUUUAUUUGUGUUUUAGUCAAUGACUAAUUAGUAGGUGCUGCUUGUGCAGCUUGGAGAUUAUCUUCUCUUACUAACGAAAGCUGCCUUUAUUAAGAAAAGGCCUUUUUAAAUAUAUCCUGUCGUCCCGAUUCCCCGUUUUCUUUCUGCCUUCUUGGUUUCCACUCUUGCAACAGUUGUUCAGUACAGAACUAUUCCUUGGGAUUCCAGUUGCUCAAUGCAAAAAAGAGAGAGAGAGAGAGAGAGAAGUAGAGAGAGAGAGAGAAAAAAAAAACCCUUCCAUGAGAAACCCAUCCAACCAGCUGUAUCAACCCCCAUUUUCCUAGCAGCGUGGCAUUCUUGGGACAGAAUAAAUGGCUUUUCAUCUAGCAUUCCAUCGCCUGAGUCAAGCUUAGGACCAGUUAAGGUGUGGUGACGGGGGCUCUUUGAAUGGAUCACCGCCCCCCGCCCCCACCCCCCGUAGCACAGAGGGGGUAAGCUGCAAGUACUGCAGUGGAAAGCUCUUCUCGCGACCUGAGUUCGAUCCCGACAGAAGUCGGAUCAAGGUUGACUCAGCUGUCUACCUCCUUCCAAGGUUAGUAAAAUGAGAGCGCCCAGCUUGCUGGGGUAAUGUGCAGAAGACUGGGGAAGACAGUGGCAAACCACCUCGUAAACACAGUGGUAAACCACCUAGUGGCAAACCACAGUGGCAAACCACCUAGUAAACGUUGUGAUAUGACACCACUCCACGGGUUGUAAUGACCCAGUGCUUGCAAAGCCUUUACUUUUUAAAAAAGAAUUUCUGGGACCACUGGACAGGGGAAUUGGCAUUUUUCCCACAUCACUUCACAGUUUGAAUCCCCUCUGCAAGGUACUUUGUACUCGCAGAGGGGACAGUGUACCGGAUACGAUCUUUUCCCCACCUGGGGGAAAUAAUAGAUGGUAGAAAUGGCAUGAAGGAAGGCCGAGAGCCCCCUCCAGAGCUGGGGUGGGUGGGGAAUCCAUCCAUAGGAAUGGCGGGGCAGCCACACCGUUGGAUUCGGCCUCUCCCGGGCACUUACCCUGGUGGAGGGGCAAAACCAGAGGUGGGAUCCAACCAGUUCUCACCACUUCUCUAGAAGUAGUUACUAAUUUUUUCUGAGUGCCGAGAAGGGGUUACUAAAGCAACCUCCCUGCCCAAUAGGGACUGGAGGUCCGUGUGUGCGGCGGCGCCACUGUUUGGAUCCCACCCCCAUCGGAACCUGUUAUUAAAAUUUUUGGAUCCCACCACUGGGAAAAACUGCCACCAUGUGACCGCUUCUGUCCUCCCCGGUGAUGAGAUGCAGUGCCGGACGUUGCAGCAGUGUCCCUGUGCCUCUGCCGCUGGCAUAGUGGGGGCCGGCCGGGGCGGGAGAGGAGCCAACAUCAGUCAGCUCCCUCCCAGCCUUUGCCGGCGUUGUGCUGGUGGGCCGCAAUCCAGAUUGAAGCCGGCCUUUUGAGGCUUCUCGGCAGCAGGGAGGCUGUUGCACUGUGUGGGUCUCUUCACGCCGCUGGGAAGCCUAUUUGGGAGCCACGGGGCAUCGGUGCCGCUACUUGAGUCACAAGAAACCUUUCCCUGCCCUGCAGCCUCACCUGCACAGCUUUAAAAAAAACAAUGGCGGGUCCAUUCAUGAAUCCCUCGUGGCCACACCCAAGCGGUCCCUGAAGAUUGAUUCACGCACGCACGUUUCCUUGCUUGGCGAGCUGGCGUCUGAGCAGGCUUUCUUGUUGCGUCUGGGAUGAAGUGAUGUGGUGUGGAAGUGCCGUCUGUUGACCUGUGAGGGGCGGCUUUGCACGCCUGGCAUAAAUCCACAAAUGAGCCUGUGUCUAUCGGCCGGGCCAGACAGAUUUUGUCCCGAGGAGAAGAUUCGCAUGCUGAGCGCUGAUGAUUCCAAUUUGGUGUAUCGUCAAAGGCUUUCACGGCCGGAUUCAAAUGGUUGUGGUGGGUUUUCCGGGCUGUGGGGCCGUGGUCUGGUGGAUCUUGUUCCUAACGUUUAGCCGGCAUCUGUGGCCGGCAUCUUCAGAGGUGGAUCCACUCAGGGGCCUGAGUUAGGAAGCACAUGCUGGAUCUUGAACUCCUUAGAGAUGUUGGUUUCCUCCCCCCCAACUGGCUGAGUGUUGAGUUAUUUGAAAACAAAUAAGCACUGCUUCCGAUGCACCAUCUCAUCUGAUUGGUUUUUCGCGACUGAUCGUGUGAGCAGCCUCCAAGGACCAAGUGGUGCGGGGAGUGUGAAAGCUCAGUUUGUGGAAUUGGACGGUUCAUGAGCCCAAGUCAGGUCAGCAGUUCCUAGAUGUGGCAGUCGUUGUGUGUUGACUGUGUGUGUGUGUGUGUGUGUCAUGAGUGUGUGCGUGCGUAUCUCUAUGAACUUUUGCAAGAACCUCUUGUUCGCAAUCUGCCAGGGAACAUUGGGCCCUAAAAUAUACAUGCCUCGUGUUAUAUUAAGCAAACUGUAGGCGUCUCUUCACAGUGCAAAUUAUUCUUAAUUCUCUUCCUGCUGGUUCUGCGGAUUCAAGAGGUGGUUGAUAGACCUGGCCCUCCGCACUCGCUUGGAAAGCAUUGAAGUCCUCGACGGCUUCGUGUCGCAGGAGCAAUUUGCUCUGCUGGUUUCCUGGACAAAUUCGAGGGCUGGGCAAACCGGCAGGGCCCUGCACCUUUGCCCGUGUCCCGCCUUUGUCAUUUUGUCUGUCUCGCUGCCUCUGCGCUCUUCCCGCUUCGGCCUGGUUCCCUUCUUCUGCUGACCGGUGCUACCCAAGUGCUACCUCACUAGUACUGGCAAAUGCGUUUCCCUGCCAAAAGGAAAACGAGAACGGAAAGAUCUCCUCCGAGCUGAAUGUACAAUCUAUGCAAAAUCCUCUCUUAUUUUGGUAAUUAAAAGAAAAGAAAGGAGAAAAAGAACUAUUAUGUAUUAGAACUUGUAAUCUUGCCAAAUAAAUAGCAAGUUUCUGUACAGGUGCCUCUGAUAGCAGAGCGGUUUGGCGCAGUUCAUUGUGCCGUUCUUUGUAUAUUAUAAAGACUUGUCUUUUGGUUCCUUUGUGAUCGGAAAUCACCUUUAAUGGGGUGGGGGGGGAGGGAAGAUGGUCAUCUUGCUUGUAAAGGACAGCAUCUUCUGUUUGCUGGAAUGUCCCACGAGGAAAUCAAAAUGUGUUUUAUUCUGUGUUAAUCGCCAGGCUUUUUUUGGGAUUAAAACAAAAGGUUGUGUCUUAAGCUGUCAGUUGAGAUUUCCCUAUGGGUAAAUCUGUUCAUUUGGACUUCCUGCGACUCAGCGUUCGUGCCACGGCAUCCUCUGAGUGGCCCUUAGGAAAAGCCUUAAGUUCCUUCAUUUUUCUUCUUUCUUUCUUUAAAUGUGGCCUUAAAAACUGUGUUUGGAAGUUCUAGCUGUUGUACGUUCUUUCUCUGUUGACCUUGUCAAUGUAUUAAAGGCACCUUGAGA
Sphaerodactylus townsendi is the source of this 7376-nucleotide messenger RNA. It is a transcript of the gene XYLT1, whose product is annotated as xylosyltransferase 1. Gene Ontology annotation, molecular function: protein xylosyltransferase activity. The coding region runs from base 249 to 2825 and encodes 858 amino acids. The record is from RefSeq and is a predicted model, not a curated record. Gene Ontology annotation, biological process: chondroitin sulfate proteoglycan biosynthetic process; heparan sulfate proteoglycan biosynthetic process. Gene Ontology annotation, cellular component: membrane. The transcript is spliced from 12 exons. NCBI's taxonomy places the organism in Eukaryota, Metazoa, Chordata, Lepidosauria, Squamata, Sphaerodactylidae.